AUGGCAGAGGACGAGCUUGAUCAAGACGUAUUCGAUUCGCUUGAGCGAGAAGCCACAGAAUUCACAAAGGAUGCGGAGAUUGAUCGUAUCCGCUCGGCCUUCUCCCUCGAUGCUUAUGCUGUCCUUGAUCUCCAGCCCGGUGUGACCGAGAAAGACAUCAAAGUCCAAUACCGGAAGAAAUCCUUGCUGAUCCACCCGGAUAAGACUAAGAAUCCCGCCGCCCCCGAUGCCUUCGACCGACUGAAAAAGGCCCAGACGGCCCUCCUGGAUGAGAAGCAGCGCACAUAUCUGGAUGAGUGCAUUGCUGAUGCACGAAGACUCUUGAUCCGCGAACACAAGUACACUCUCGAUUCCCCCGAAUUGCAUACGGAAGAAUUCAAGGUUGAGUGGCGUAAAAAAGCCGUUCAUGUGCUACUGGAAGAGGAGGCUCGGCGGCGCCGUCAAGCGAAAGCUCGUAUGCAAGAAGAAGGCCGCGAGAAACGCAAGGAAGAAGAAGAGCUAGAAGCGCGCAAGCGGAAACGAGACCAAGACAAGGCAUGGGAGGAUACUCGGGACGAGCGCAUUGGCACCUGGCGGGACUGGCAAAAGGGACGUAAAACAGGCGAUGAUAAGAAAAAGAAGAAAAAGAUGAAAGUCCUCGGCUGA
Molecule: messenger RNA, 645 nt
Organism: Penicillium diatomitis
Lineage: Eukaryota; Fungi; Ascomycota; Eurotiomycetes; Eurotiales; Aspergillaceae
Exons: 3
Coding region: 1-645 (214 amino acids)
Source: RefSeq, a predicted model, not a curated record